Elaeis guineensis (African oil palm) is the source of this 1062-nucleotide messenger RNA. RefSeq lists its product as uncharacterized. Gene Ontology annotation, biological process: regulation of DNA-templated transcription. NCBI's taxonomy places the organism in Eukaryota, Viridiplantae, Streptophyta, Magnoliopsida, Arecales, Arecaceae. The record is from RefSeq and is a predicted model, not a curated record. Gene Ontology annotation, molecular function: DNA binding; DNA-binding transcription factor activity.
AUGGAGGAGACCAANACCCCCCAGAAGAAAUACGUGAGCAGCGUUGGCAGCAGCAGCAGCAGCAAGAGAGCGGUGGCGCCCGCGGCGGGGACCAAGGAGGGGAUGAGGUACCGAGGGGUGCGGCGGCGGCCGUGGGGGCGGUACGCGGCGGAGAUCCGAGACCCCCAGUCGAAGGAGCGCCGCUGGCUCGGCACCUUCGACACCGCCGAGCAGGCCGCCUGCGCCUACGACAUCGCCGCCCGCGCCAUGCGCGGCCUCAAGGCGCGCACCAACUUCAACUAUCCCCCCUCCGCCGCCGCCCCCGCCGCCGCCUCCACUGCCGACCACCUCCUCCUCCACCACCCCUCCGACUUCCCCUUUCCCUCCUUCCCUCCCUCUUCUCCUACUCCCGCCCCAUCCCUCAACACUUUCCUCCUUCGCAACCUCAUUCACAAGCCUUCUUCCCAUGCUUCCUCUUCUUCUCUUCGGCAGCCGGAGUCUCUCAACUGUUGUCCAUGUUCCUCUCUCUCAUGCUUCACUCCUACUACUAAUGCCAAUACUAGUACUCACAUGGAUGGCUUUAAUAUGAGUGGACCCAGUUUGGAUUCCAACUUCUUCUGUACUACUACUAACUCGGAUUUGUCUCUCGUCCUUCAGCACCAUCAGCAGCAGCCCAUUGGCACUGCUGCUUCCCCACCAGCGGCAGCAGCAUCGACUACCUGUAUCUCUGAACCAGUGGGUCCAGUUCAAGACAAUUGGGACUUCUUCCAGUCAGAAUCCCCCGAGUCUGGUUUGCUUCAGGAGAUCAUACAUGGCUUCUAUCCUCGGCGCAAUACUGAUGAGCAGCAGCGGAGUGAUGGAAUGGAAGUUGAUAGCAAUCAUGGCAGUGGAAGUGAUGAGGUUGCUGAACAGUUGGGAGUUGGGAGUCAGAUGGCGAUCAAGAAAGAGCAGCAGGUAUUAUAUGGUACCUUUGAAGGACGGUAUGAUGUCUCUGAGAACUUCCCUAUGGUGCCCCAAGGCUUACUGGAAGACAUCAUUCAGUACCCGGAGUUCUUUGAGAUCUUCUCCACCAAGUUGCACUAG